Grus americana (Whooping crane) is the source of this 3462-nucleotide messenger RNA. RefSeq names its product tumor protein p63 regulated 1 like (gene TPRG1L). Bases 36 to 869 code for a protein of 277 amino acids. The record is from RefSeq and is a predicted model, not a curated record. The transcript is spliced from 5 exons. Gene Ontology annotation, cellular component: cytoplasm; synaptic vesicle. Lineage: Eukaryota; Metazoa; Chordata; Aves; Gruiformes; Gruidae.
GCCCCGGAAGGCGGCCAGAGCCCGGCCCGGCCGCGAUGCUGCAGCUCCGGGACGCGGCGGAGGGAGGCCCGGCCGGCAGCCCCGGCAGCCCCGGGGCGGCAACGCUGGUGCCGGGGGAGGCCGGGCCGCCCUUCCAGCCGGCCGCCUGCGGCUCCCCCGCCGCCCCGGCGCCCCCCCGGCAGACGCUGCGGCCGCUCAGCGUGCGCACCGCCCCCCGCGCCGGCCGCCUCCGGGAGUACUUCGUGUUCCGGCCCGGCACGAUAGAGCAAGCGGUCAGCGAGAUCCGCGUGGUCGUGACGCCCGGCGAGGACGGGGACGUGCAGAGCGUCUGGCUGCUCACCGAAAUUGAUCACUGGAACAACGAGAAGGAGCGUCUCGUUCUUAUCACGGAUCGGUCCCUCCUGAUCUGCAAAUACAACUUCAUCAGCCUGCAGUGCCAGCACGUGACGAGGAUCGCGCUCGGGGCAGUUGACACCGUCUCUGUGGGAGAGUUUGAGUUCCCACCGAAAUCUCUGAACAAGCGAGAAGGUAUCGGUAUUCGAAUUCAGUGGGACAAGCAAAGCCGCGCCUCCUUCAUCAACAGGUGGAACCCCUGGUCCACCAACAUCCCAUACGUCACCUUCACCGAACAUCCGAUGGCAGGCGCCGACGAGAAGAUUGCGUCCCUUUGCCUGUUGGAAAACUUUAAAACUCAGCUAAUUCAAGCUGUGAAGAAAGCCCAUAAGGAGUGUCCCUUGCCAGGAAGGGCUAAUGGGGUGCUAGUGCUGGAGCGUCCUCUUCUGAUCGAGACCUACCUGGGAUUGAUGUCCUUCAUCAACAACGAGGCCAAACUUGGCUACUCCAUGACAAGAGGCAAAAUUGGAUUUUAAAAUUCAUUGCAUUUAAUCUUUUCAAGGGAAGGCGAUUGGGCAUCGCUCUCCUGGGGAGAACUCGCUGUGUGGCAGAAUACUCGAUAAGCAAAGGGAAGAAGUUGGGGGAACAAAGCGGUGUGAUAGAAUGAAGGGUUCAUGGAGGCCCUGGGUGCUCCAGAGAAUGCACAGGCCAGAUUAACCUGAAGCAGACACAGGGUAGUGUCAUUCUUGUAUUUUGUAUCUAAUUUACAGGUCUUACACAGGGCUAGUGAGCAGCCGUGUUUCCCAUUUCUAACUACAUGUGCUUCCCUGUUAAUUAAGGGGGAGCGGGCUCUGCUACAGCCGCUCUGCACAAAUACCCCCGACGCAGCAGAACGCUGGGGCCAUAUGACAGUUGUAUCCCUGCGUGUGCUGUCAAAUCACGGAGCCUUCCUGGGCUGGACUGGCAUUGUUUAAGAGGUGUUAGCGUUCACAACUGCAGCAGCCUUUGCCUUUGGGUUAAUGCCUGUUAGGAAUUCUGAAAGCUGUGCCAGUCGUUCUUAAGUGAAACGGAGUCAGCAGUUUUUGUUAAAGCUGCACUGCUGCGGCCGCUCGGAAGCAGCGUAUGUCAGCUAUUACGUUGUGAACGCAGUACGUGGCUGAAUAUGCCUUGAUUAGCUUUUUGUAAGAAUACCCCCCCCCCCCCCCAACCAAACUUCCUAGUUUCUUGUGCAUGCUUUCUGGCUGCAGCCACAGAAUAAAGACUCUUUUGAGAUAAUAUUACCAAAAGAUUCACAAAUACAUUUGCCUUCAAAGCAAUUACUUAUAAAGCUGAAAAGGAAUUCUAUUUUGAUUAGAUUUAUAUUCUUUGCAAUUUUUCUUAAGCCUACUCUAGUCUGGGACAGCAGCAGUGCAGGACUUUAACGGAGACAGAUAAAACUUUAAGCGCUGUACGUCAAUCAUGAUUUAUACGUUUUAAACUUAACCUCGUACAAGUGUCCAAUAAUGAAAUUAGAAGCAGCAUAAGAGCUCACGCAUCUGCUCUAACAAGCUUUUCAUUGUGUACAACCUCCUAGACAUGCCGUUUUAUCAGAGCAUUUAUCUGCGUAACUGCAAUGCUGAAUAAACGCUGUGCUGCGGUGGUGUAUUUUCGAACUUCAGUAGAUGUGUGUUUAUGAAGCUUAUGUAAAGCUGAAGUCACGACAGAAUGCAGUGAGUUGCAUGUCCCUCUUGGUGCAUCUUCUAAGAUAUCUAAUUUCCAUUAAUCUUGCAGUAAAGUCAGAUUUCAACUCUAUUUGUUCUUCGUUCUUCAUUUUGUGGAGACCGAGGCUAUGAAGUUAAGCAGCAAAAGAAAACACAUCCAAUAAAUUCCUAGACGAUAGGCUCCCUUCCUUUGAAGGAUUCUGGUGACCUCAGGUUAAAGGAUAGUCCAACCACCCACUCCAGUUUGGCUCUCGGUCAUUGGGUCAAAAGCUCCCAUUUCAGUUUCCUAUAAUAAAUCAUUCUACCAUACCAGUUAUGAUCCUUCUUGGGAAGAUUCAAUGUAAUAAAUCCAUGGUAGACCAGGCACAACUACUGUCACCUGGUAGCAUCUUAGUCUGGAAAAGCAAAAUUAUUACUGCAGACAACUUAAUUUGCGUUCUGCUUUAGCAGCAAUGGGGUUGCUAGAAAGUCUCUUACUGAUGUUAUCUGCCUCUGCUACCGUAUUUAAUGCUAAUGCACCAGAAAACUCUGUUAUCUUACAAGGCUAGACACAAGCUGUACCUUGUUGUGUACAAACAACUGUUCCCUUCUGCUGACAGAGUAAGAAAAGCAGGCUUAGAGUCAUACCAAGUUUGUAACUAUCAAAAUAUUUAUUGGAAAUUAUAAAACUUAAAUAAUAGCUAUACAUUAUAUACACACAGCUACAUGUUUUAGAAAAUAAGGUUCAUAGUUGACAAAGUUCAAGAGAAAGUUCAACUACAUCGAUACUAAGUUUUCUUGAAAUCCAGACUUUGUUCUCUACACUGCAGUUGCUACAUCACUUCAUUCAGAUACAGUUGCAGCACUUCACACAUUGCAGUUUGGUUACGCUCCUUCAAAUAAAUUAUUAUUUAUAAAUACAGACACUUCUGACUGGGCAACAGGGUUUGACCCCUUUCCUCGUGCUUCCUCAAACUUGUUGGCAUGUUUAAUGCAAACAAUAGUUAUUUUACCUCUUCUCUUUCUAAGUAGCACACACAAAAGUUCUCCUUGCUCAGAAGCACCAUGGAGUCCCCACUAGCAUGCCAGGAGAGAGACACGAUCUGGAAGUCACCUGCAGAAACAGAUCAGAGUUUCUCAGCAAGAAGCUGAUGGUCCAUCCUCUUACUCUGGGAAAAGGUAGCUGGAGUAAGUCCCACCAUCGGUGACCUAGAGUUCAGGAUCGCAUAUGUUCUACCUUUCCACAUCAGACUUAACACGCACACUUUUCCCUGAUAGAGCGUUGUGGCAGUUGUUUUCAGAACACCCAAAACCACCAUAGGCGUCUCAGUCUUUAUUUCGACACUUGGCAUUCUGCACAACUACAGUUUCUAUGUAAAAGAAGUGAUAUGGAUGGAAAUCUUGAGAAAGGAUUCAACGUACCAUACGAUUAAAGCAGCAAUUAAACUGC